UGUUGGGUCGGUUUGAAAGCCCGCGCGGGCGUCGCGCUCCGCUGUGACGGCGGAGGAUGCUGCGAGCGAGCGGAGCCUGAGGCGCGGCGGGGGCUGACAGGGAUGCUUUGUGGCGUCUCCCGCCGGGCUACCGGCCUGGGUUUUCGGCGGGCAGUUGUACGAAGUUGGUUUCUAAGAGAAAUGAACAGAAAUAACCCAUUUUGAGGAAGGCAUGGCAAAACCAAAUACAAAACACAGAGUUUGUUCUCGGGAAUCUUCAGUAUCUUCUCUGUUAGCAAGCUGCAGCCUCAGUGGUAGUAAUUCCUGUAACCCUGAUGUCUCUGUUCAGUAUAAGGAUAAACUGUACAGUUCUGCAUCUCAGGCUCUACAAGCCUAUAUUGAUGAUUUUGAUCUAAGCCGGAUGUAUCCUGGUGUAAGCACUGGAAAGAUUAACAUUGAUAAAUGUCCUGCUAAUAUGCCAGAAUUCUCCAACUAUAUUUAUAAACCAAACCAUGCUUUUGAAAAAUUUGAUCACAAAGAAAGCUCCUUGUCCUUAUCUUCUAGAAGACGGACUGUUAAUGACAUAGACUCCAUUAGCCUCACAACUGAUGAUCUGUUAAAACUUCCAGCAGAUGGAUCAUUUCCUUUUACUUGUGUUGGACCAGGUCAUCAAAUUACCAAGAAAACUAAGAAAUGCAUUGGAAGACUGAGUUUAUCGGACACUGAAAAGAAUCAAAAUUUUCAAGAGCCCUGCAUUGCCAGGAGCAAGGAUUACUUAGUUACUCCUGUUGUAUAUACAAAUAUAAAUGGAAAGCAGUGUCGUAAGCUAAAAAACUUAAAACUUGUGAAUAAGACAACUAAAUGCACUUCUGAACCAUCCUUUUUAAAGAAAUCAUCUUUCAAGGACAGUUCAGAACGAGAUCUUGAGAAGAAUUACCCACGAUGGCUCACUGGCCAUAAAUCUGACCUUAAUGUUUCAGGGAUAACUAGUAUACCUGAUUUCAAAUAUCCAGUCUGGCUCCACAAUCAAGACUUGCUACCUGACACAAAUAGUCAAAGUAUUUAUAAAGUAUUUAAAGAUGAGCAGUGUUCCCCAAGACAUAGUUAUCAGGCACAAAGAACUUCUCGACCUAUGAAUAAAUUAGAUUGUUUUGAAUAUUUUGAACCUUCAAAUAUUUCAGAUUUCUUGAGUGGUGAUAAAGGAUUUGUUAAUGAAUAUAAAUGUGAUUCUGAGCAUAGCCAAUGUCAGUGUGAGAAUCCACUUCUUCCAGGACAAUCCAAAAAGCCAUUCAAUGGUGACAAAAUUGAAUUACUUAUCCUGAAGGCCAAGAGAAAUCUAGAGCAUUGUACUAAAUUACCGAAGUCUAUGAAACAGGAUGAUAGUCCUUGUUCAUUAGAUAAACUGGAAGCAGAAAGAUCGUGGGAAAAUGUUCCUGUUACUUUUAAGUCUCCUGUUCCUAUUAACUCUGAUGACAGUCCUCAACAAGCUUCAAGGACAAAGUAUGCUAAAAGCUUCCUUGAAGACUUUUUAAAUGAUGAUGAUCAGAGCUGUACUCUGUCUGGAGGAAAACAUCAUGGUCCUGUUGAAGCCCUGAAACAAAUGUUAUUUAAUCUUCAAGCUGUACAAGAAAGUUUUAAUCAGAAUAAAACUAUGGAGCCAAAAGGAGAGAUUAAACAAGUUUCAGAAGAUGAUUUCUCUAAAUUACAAUUGAAGGAAGGUAUGGUUCCUAUUACUAAGUCACUUCAAAACUUCAUGGAGAUUUCUGACCAAAUUGAGGAACUCUCUCUUGGGUAUACCAAAAUGUGCCUGAAGAUGAAUCAGGACAAGAUUCCUUUCUCCCACCUGUAUUUUGAAUACAUACAAUUACUCAUAGAUUUGGAUUAUUGUUUUAAGUUUUCCUGUCACACCCUUCACUGUGUCUCAGAACCUAUUUGAUGGAAGUGCUAUCGUGAAGAAGUGAACUUGCCAAAAGGCACGUGGCAUGAAAGCAGACAAAAGCAGUAAUAGGCCAAUAAAAUUGGUCAUUUCUUAACAACUGAAGUUUCUUCAAAUGUGGAAGACGGUGUGUCAUUCUAUUCCCUCUAUCAGUUGGAAAUUUCACACAUGGGCCGGUGUUCGUUUUGUUGUAGAAGACCGAAGAAACCCAAGCGACGCUUAGAGAAAUGGAGUCACACAGCUUUAUCACACCGGCGGUCUCAGAGGCGUCGCCUCCAGAGUCCGAGCAAACCAAUAUGGUGGAAGCCCUUCUUUUAUCCCCUUUUGGUGUCUUUGUCCCCCAAAUAUGGACGGGGACUUUGGACCUUUCGUGGGCUUUGCAAGAAGCCCUAUGGGUUGGGAUGGGGGUCUUGAGAUCACAUCUAAGGGCCUGGCCUGGUGCCAGUGCUGAUAACCCCCUUUGGGGGUUGUGUGUUGCUCAUGGUUUAUGGCCUCUGUAAAAUGUGAGCAUUUAGGUAACAGGUCUUGCAAGACCAGAUUGUGGAGGAAAGUGACUUAUAGGUUAUCAAGAAUGUACAGUAGGUUACUGCACAGAUUCAGAUUGCUAGCCCCCCAAACAUCAGGGUUACAUUGGCAUUAGCCUUAGCCUUCUCAGUUUGGGGUGCAGUGCCUAUCACAAUGAUUGGGACAAACCUAGGCCUAAACCCGAACACAUUGUAGAGCAAUAAUUGUCAGAUACUUUUCCUGUGAUAUUUGAAGUUACUCCUUCCUACUUCUCUGCUUCCUUUCUUUUUAAAUAGUCAUCAGUGGUCAAUAGCAUUUUCCUUUUUUAACAAGAAAAUCUUUGCUUUUUACCCUCCCAGUUUACAUUAUUGUUAUCUUGAUGGGACUUGUCUGUGUAAC
Molecule: messenger RNA, 2818 nt
Organism: Eptesicus fuscus (big brown bat)
Lineage: Eukaryota; Metazoa; Chordata; Mammalia; Chiroptera; Vespertilionidae
Gene: C12H18orf54
Product: chromosome 12 C18orf54 homolog
Exons: 9
Coding region: 212-1915 (567 amino acids)
Source: RefSeq, a predicted model, not a curated record